UGCUUUCAGUUUUUCUUUUCCUAACGUGUUAAACAAGUUAUAAAGUUUCUUCGGUUUAUAUUAAAAAAAAAAUUUUCGUAAUUAUUAAAAUAUUAAUUUUUUUAUAAUGAACAUUCAUUAAUAGUGCAACUACCACAAAUAAUAUUCUUUACAUCAAUUUAAUUAUUUAAAGAAACAUAAAAUAAAAAUUGGUUUAAAAGAUAAACAUGACUUUUAUUAAUUACCUAAUAAUAGUAACAACAUUUUUUUUAAUAACUCAAGUUCAUACGUACAAGAUUCUUGGCAUAUUCCCAUUGGCCUUCAAGAGCCAUAAUAUUUUUUUUCAAGCCUUAAUAAAGAGUUUGGCAAAAAAGGGACACCAAGUUGACAUUAUAUCCUACUACGAAGCAAAAAAUCCACCAGAUAAUUAUCGAGAUAUUAUUAACCUAUCAAAACUACCAAAUUCAAGUUACUUUUUGUCAAAAUCAGAAUUCAAUUCAAUUCAAGAAGCAGUUGAAGAAAGUGGAAGCAUUAAAAAACUAUUAAGAGAUACUUAUGGACUUCCGACUUGUAAGAUUAUAUCUCAUGAAAGAAUUCAAAAUUUUAUUAAAAAAAUUCCGGAAAAUUCGCCUUACGAUGCUGUCAUUACAGAAGGUUUAGUAGCGCCUUGCUAUUAUGGAUUUGGAUUUUUACUAAAUGUUCCUAUAAUAUCAGCCUCGUCGAAUUUUGAAUUCACGCCACUAGCGAAACAAGUGGGAAAUCCUCCAUGUAUGUCUUUCAUGCCAACAGCUUUACUGCCUAAAUUUCAUCUAAAAACAUUUUGGAAUCGACUCAGGAACAGUGUUCUAUCUUUUCUAAUUGAAAUAUUAUUUUUCUUAAUUAGUGAAAAACAAUCGAUAAUUAUGCAAAAAUAUUUGAAUAAGAAUAUUCCAUCAGUUAGACAAGUUGAAAGAACUGUUGCAUUAAGCAUUAUAAAUACUCACCACUCUUUACGAGGAGUUAAACCUGUAACAGAAGCUGUUAUCGAAAUUGCCGGACUACACAUAGAAGAAGAUAAUUCAACCCUAUCUAAAGAACUCAUGAAAUGGAUGGAUGAAAGUGUUCACGGAAUUGUCUACAUAUCAUUUGGAACUGCAUUACCACUCGAAAGUCUUCCAAAAGAAACUCUUUUAUCAAUGUUUUCCUCAUUCGCCAAACUCGCACCAAUGAGAAUUUUAAUAAAAGUAACAAAGAAAAAUAAAUUACCACCAGAAAUACCGGAAAAUGUCCUAACAAUGAUUUGGAUACCGCAAAUACCAAUUCUAAAACAUCGAAAUACGAGAGUAUUUAUUUCACACGGCGGUAUUCAUAGUGUUAUAGAAGCUCUUUAUUUUGGAAUUCCUGUUAUUGGGAUACCGAUUGUUUACGAUCAAGAUCAAAAUUUGCGUCUGUUGGAAAAUAAAAAUAUGUGUAUUAUAUUAGAUUAUGACAAAAUCACAGAAAAUAGUAUGGACAUGGCCAUUUCGAAAAUGUUAAACGAUUCAAGUUUUAGAAAAGCUGCCCAAUAUCAUUCAAAAUUAUUUCUAGAUCGACCAAUGAAUCCCGGAAAUGAAGCUGUCUAUUGGAUUGAAUAUGUAAUAAGAAAUGGAGGCGAAUCUUUACGAUCUCCGGCAGUGAAUAUGUAUUGGUAUCAAGUUGAACUUCUAGAUGUUUAUGGGUUUUUAUUCUGUUGUAUUUUACUUAUAAUUUGCCUCAUUUUAGUUACUGUUAAAGUAAUAUUGAAAAAGUAUAAAAUCAAUACUAAAACAUUCAUCAUAACUGAUGGUUUAUCUUCAAUUGCAAAAUCAAUGCUGUCAAUUUUCUUAAAAUUUUCACCAAAAUUAAAGUUCAAAAGUGUAUUAAUCUUUCAAAGUAGACAAUAGGCCUAGUAGACAAAACUAACAGAUACAUUAGUUAUUCUAGCUUUUCUAAAAAUAAUACUAGACUUAAAAAUUCAAAAUGUUUUAUU
This is a messenger RNA of Leptopilina heterotoma, 1966 nucleotides long. RefSeq names its product UDP-glycosyltransferase UGT5-like. The transcript is spliced from 5 exons. Bases 207 to 1880 code for a protein of 557 amino acids. NCBI's taxonomy places the organism in Eukaryota, Metazoa, Arthropoda, Insecta, Hymenoptera, Figitidae. The record is from RefSeq and is a predicted model, not a curated record. Gene Ontology annotation, molecular function: UDP-glycosyltransferase activity.